Messenger RNA from Trichomonas vaginalis G3, 375 nucleotides. Its product is annotated as KilA, N-terminal/APSES-type HTH, DNA-binding family. The coding region runs from base 1 to 375 and encodes 124 amino acids. NCBI's taxonomy places the organism in Eukaryota, Parabasalia, Trichomonadida, Trichomonadidae. The record is from RefSeq and is a predicted model, not a curated record. The transcript has a single exon.
AUGAAUGCUCUUCGUUCUACAAAGCAAGCAUAUCAUUGGUUUGAAAACCAACAGACAAAAGAACUUUUAGAAGAAUUUCCUCAUAUGAUUGCUUCCCUCGGAAAACUGGGGGAAGAGAUUCCGUACGAAAAUCGCAAGAAUUUGGCACCUGGUUUGAAAGGUUAUUAUAUUCAUAGACUUUUAGUAAAUGCUGUAGCAAUGUGGGCUUCACCUCGUUAUGCUUGUUAUAUUUUCAUGAUGUUAGAUGAACUAUAUAAAGCAGAACGUGAAGAGAUGGAAAAGAAACUUCAAGCAAAAGAUGAAGUCAUUGAAGCAAAAGACAAAAGCAUUCAGAAAAGAAUACCACGUUCAGUACCAAAAGGAAAAGAACUAUAA